CUCUAAGUAUCUGCUUCACGCGACAGCAGCGACAAGACAAGACUUGUCCAUCAACAAUUGUUGCGACACUCCUUCUUGUACUUGUCUUGUCUACGAGUCGAAUUCAUUAUCUCGUGCUAUUUAUUUCCUGCCUAAUGUUAUAAUAUUCCAUCAACUCAGCAGCUAUUCUCUGUUGAGCUUCUCGCCGCUGGGCUAUUUCGCCCCCUCAUAACCACCACUCUUCCGACGACUUCCAUCAAAUCACCACAAUGUUCGUUCGACAAACGAGGAGGAGCCUCGCUCUUCACAAGAGCACUGCUCUCCGAUCAAUUGGGCUUCCUUCGAGAUCUAUACCAUCACACAUCACAGCAACGAACCUGGGGCGAAGAUGUGUUGUUUCUCAGCCAUACCAACCCCGCAAGCGCCGAGGCUCAGAGUCGGGCCCUGGCCUCAAGCAUGGCAGAAGUCUUGCGACCGCUGUCGAUGAUUACAACUUUGGUCAUAGUCUUGGUGCUUUACACAACCAGCUUGCUAGCUCUGGCCUACAGCCUUUCCAAGCUCCCCCGCCUUCCUACUCCGAACUUCGUUCCCUCGACCCGACAUCUCUGUUGACAAUUCCAGAGCCAACAGCACCUCGACAAUUCGGCAAGAUCAACAACAAGGGUGUUCCUGGUGAAAUUGAAGAGAUGAUUCCAGUUUUUGAUGCUUGUGUUCGCGUGGGCAAGCUUGAGCGAGCAUCUCUCGUUCUGAAGCGACUGAACUUGACUGGUUUGCUUCCUGGUGAAGAAAUGAUCAUUUUGCACAACCAAUACCUCCGCGCAUCCCUCGACCAGCUUCGAACGAGUCCCGACCGGAAGCAAGCCGAGCGACUUCACAAGUGGUACGAGCUGCAAAUAAGGAACCAAAAUGUACCACAAACCGCAGAGACAAUCGCAUGCAUGCUCAAGGCUUCACUGAUUUCGGAACGUGGAGCCCGUUUGGAACGACUCAUCAACCGUUACAUGAGCAUGGCUCCCGGAGAGGCUGGUCUGCGAGUGUUGAACAUGGCCGAUAUUCUCAGCGACCAAGACCUUGGUGUUAUCACCGAAAUCUGCCCUACUUACAGCUUCGCUCCCGAAUCUGAGGAAGCCAGCUACGUUACUCUGGCAAAUGAGGAGGAGGGACUUGAGCUGGAGGAGGAUCUUGAUGAGGAGAUGGCGGCGUUCGCGAAUGAAGAUUAUCCUGAGGUCCGUCCGACACCCCAACGAGGAGAGGGUUUGAACGCUUUACGACGAAAUUUAAACCUCAUGGCCGAGCUCCAAAAUGUCGAUAUCUCCAAGCUGGAUCCCCUUGAGCAGCGCGAAUUCCAAAUGCGUUUAGAAAAGGACUCCAUCGAUACCGCUAUUGAGAAAUGGCGAAACGCAAAGAAGAAGAUGGAUAAAUUGGGUAUAAACACGGCUCUGAACAACAAGGCCGAGGACAAGACUCUUUCCGAUUGCAUGCACCGCUGGCUUGAAGCCAUGGAGGCUCGUUUAAAACAGGAGAUCAUCAAGGUUGAGGAAUCUGAAGAUAAGGAAAUUAAGUCUGAAGAAGAUCUCGAGCGCUGCAUCUACGGUCCUAUCCUUCGAAUGGCAGACCCUACUCGACUGGCUGCAGUGACUAUUCUCACUUUACUCAACACCAGUGCAUUGCAGGGUGUUGAUAAGGGUGUAGUCAUUCAACGCCUCCUCAACGACGUUUCUCGAGUAGCCCAGGAUGACAUCCAGACUCAGUUCAAGGAAAGGGCCGCAAAGGAACGUCGCCGGCUCCGCAAGGUCCAGUUUAUAGCAAAGGAAGAAGAUGCUCAAGCAGCUGAAUCGAAUGAGUCGGCGGAGGCAACUGAACCGAUAGAGGCGAAGGAGUCGACGGAAGUGAAUGCUUCUACGGAGGUAAAUGAGUCGACGGAGGCGAACGCGUCUACAGAGACGAAUGCGCCGGCUCGGCAAAAGAUCAUCACUGAUGCCCAUCAGCCGACCGGGGCGAAAGAUCCCGUGCUAUCAUCCUGGUCUGUCCAAGUGAGGGCCCGCGUUGGAUCAAUUCUCUUGAAAUCUCUCAUCGAGACGGCCAAGAUCAAUGUUGUGAAGGAACACCCUAUCUCAAAGGAACGAAUCAGCCAACUCCAGCCUGCCUUUUCUCACAUGCAAGCUCCCAAGAAGGGCAAGAAGGUUGGAAUGCUAACCAUCAACCCAGAGCUUGUCGAACGCUUGAAACGGGAACCCAUGGGUGAUUUUCUUGCUAAGCACCUCCCUAUGAUUGCCGAACCUCGAUCGUGGACGCGUAUCAAUGAAGGAGGCUUCUUAGUUAGCAAAGCCUCCUUGAUUCGUGUCAAGUCAGGAGACGUUGAGCAAAAGCUCUACGCUAAUGCGGCUAUCAAGCGUGGCGACAUGGACCAAGUCUUCAAGGGCUUGGAUGUAUUGGGAAAGACACCGUGGAGGGUCAACAACUCUGUUCUUGACGUGAUGAUCGAGGCCUGGAACAGUGGUGAUGCUAUCGCCAAUAUGCCAACGCUCACACCCGACCUUGCCAUGCCAGCGGAGCCCACAAACUCAGAUCCUCUCCUUCGCCGGGCUUGGAUUCGAUCCGUCAAGCAGGUCGAGAACGAGCGUUCUGCCCUUCAUUCGCAACGAUGCUACAUGAACUUGCAAUUAGAGAUUGCUCGCGCAUUCCGCAAGCAAGUCAUUUACUUCCCUCACAAUAUGGACUAUCGCGGCCGUGCCUAUCCUAUCCCAACAUACCUGAACCAUAUGGGAGCUGAUCACACACGUGCUCUCCUGAAAUUCGCCGAGGGUAAGAGGCUUGGUGAGCAAGGUCUCCGAUGGCUCAAGAUCCACCUUGCCAACGUGUACGGUUUCGAUAAGGCCUCUUUCGAUGAGCGAGAGGCAUUCGCCACUGACAACCUUGCCAACAUCACCGAGAGUGUCGAGAACCCCCUGCAUGGUAGUCGAUGGUGGUUGAAGGCUGAAGAUCCUUGGCAAUGCUUGGCUACUUGUUUUGAGCUGAAGGCUGCCUAUGAUCUCCCUGAUCCUACCGAAUUCGUCUCCAACCUGCCAGUGCAUCAGGAUGGUACCUGCAACGGUCUCCAGCAUUACGCAGCCCUUGGUGGUGAUACCUGGGGUGCUCAGCAGGUCAACCUCAUGCCAGGCAGCCGACCUGCCGAUGUAUACUCAGCUGUUGCCAACCUCGUCAAGGAGUCGAUUGAGAAAGACGCCAACGCAGGCAAUCAGCUUGGAAAGAACUGUCUGGGUAAGAUCACCAGAAAGGUAGUGAAGCAAACUGUCAUGACCAACGUUUAUGGUGUCACAUUUGCCGGUGCCAAGCAACAAGUUUGCAAACAGUUGGAUGCCCUCUACCCAGAGAUGUUCAAAGAGACUGGCAUCCCCAAUCUCGUGACCGCCACGUAUAUCGCGCAGCACAUCUUCAAUGCUCUUGGAACCAUGUUCCGAGGUGCUCACGAUAUUCAAUAUUGGCUUGGUGAGAUUGGCGCGCGUGUCUGCAAGGCCCUGACACCGGCUCAGCUCGAUCAGCUACAGGAGGAGAAAGACAACAAGCCUGCCGUGAGGAAGACUGUCGCGGGCAAGAACAAGGAAUUGGAUGAGUUGACUUCACAGUUUCGAUCUACAGUCGUGUGGACUACACCCCUGAGAAUGCCUGUUGUGCAGCCUUACCGCAAGUCUCUUACAAGAGAGAUUCGCACUUGUCUGCAGUCCAUCAGUUAUCCCACGCAGGGUCAGACGGAGCCCGUCGAUCGCAGAAAGCAGCUUCAGGGAUUCCCUCCCAACUUCAUCCAUUCACUGGAUGCCAGCCACAUGCUUCUUUCGGCACUCAAGUGUGAUGAGCUCGGCUUGAAGUUUGCUGCCGUUCACGAUUCCUUCUGGACUCAUGCUGCUGAUGUGGACAUUCUGAGCGGAGUUUUGCGAGACGCUUUCAUCCGAAUCCAUGAGGAGGACGUCGUCGGCCGUCUGGCUACCGAAUUCGAGGCUCGAUACAGGGGCUCGUUAUAUCUGGCCAACAUCCCUAGUCAGAGUCCUGUCGCCAUGAAGAUCAAGGAAUUCCGCAAGACAAGCAAGCUCACCCACAAGGAAGAAGUAUUGCUAGAACACAAACGUAACACUCUCCUCCGGUCAGGCAACCCCUGGGACAUUGAGGCAGCAAAGAAGAUCGUCACACCUGCGUCCAUCUUUGAGGAGAUGUCGGCCUCGCAGGAGGAGGACCCCGAGAUCAAGAAGGAGACUGAGGAUAUUGGCGGUCUCGGACACAUUCCCGAGUCGGAAGGCAAUCUCUCAUCGGUAGUUGAAGAGGCUGUAAAGGAAAUGGAUCCUGAGAGCGACAAGAUUGCUGAGAUGAGCCACAAACUUCUCGAGCGUCUUAAGCAUACCAGUUUCGAGUACCGAGUUAUCCAGCCCAAGAAGGAUGUCAAGCAGGUCUGGAAGAGGGUCACGCAUUUCUGGCGCCCGCUGACCUUCCCGGAUCUUCCCAAAAAGGGUGAUUUUGACGUAAAGCGACUGCGAGAAAGUCAGUAUUUCUUCUCCUGACUUAAAGACCUCCUCAGGUCAUUAGUAUAAUGUAUCACUAUGAUGAAGACAGACACGAGAGGGAGAAAUGAUUUGGGCGUUGUAUAUUUGGCGUUUAGAGAUGGGGAUUUUUUAUUCAUGAUAGCGAAGAACCAAAAAAGCAUUCGGAUAGAGGGAGUAUGUGGCGGCUGUUGGCUGCACUUUGUAUACCAUAGGAGGAGGAGGAUGUAGAAUCUGUACAUUAGUGUUGGAGGUGGAAAGAAGUCAGAUGAACUUGACGUCAAAACAAAUAUACAACACCAAGAUGUUCAAACAUUUAUUAGUUCAUUGAAAGUGCCA
Fusarium redolens is the source of this 4847-nucleotide messenger RNA. RefSeq lists its product as uncharacterized. Gene Ontology annotation, biological process: mitochondrial transcription. Gene Ontology annotation, cellular component: mitochondrial DNA-directed RNA polymerase complex. Gene Ontology annotation, molecular function: DNA-directed RNA polymerase activity; mitochondrial promoter sequence-specific DNA binding. The coding region runs from base 249 to 4529 and encodes 1426 amino acids. The transcript is spliced from 2 exons. Lineage: Eukaryota; Fungi; Ascomycota; Sordariomycetes; Hypocreales; Nectriaceae. The record is from RefSeq and is a predicted model, not a curated record.